Messenger RNA from Cuscuta campestris, 1282 nucleotides. The record is from the annotation of a GenBank genome assembly. NCBI's taxonomy places the organism in Eukaryota, Viridiplantae, Streptophyta, Magnoliopsida, Solanales, Convolvulaceae.
UCAAAAACGCUGCUAUGGCCGGAGGAAAAUCCAAGAGCAAGGCCUCCAAGAAGAAGACCGCCGCUGAGGCCACAAGCUCUGCGCCUCAACCCUUCCCGUACCUGGACGGAUCCUUCUUGGAGUUCGGGUCAGUAGAGGAACUCUCUCGCUUCAUCACCCACUUCGCCAAGCGCCCCAUCUCUCCGCCAAGGGUGCUACCUGAGCUAUACCCUCAACAGAAGGGUUACUACGACCUUGACAAUCAACUCAAGGAGUCGGGUCUGUGGCCCUUCGUCUCCCGUAGUCGCACCUCCUUCAAUCCCGCCUACGUUCGGGCUUUCUACUCCAAUCUCCGCCGGGACGGGGACACUAUUCGCAGCAGCAUCAAUCUCGUGGACUUCGAGUUUGGUGGCGAUGAUUGGAUCCUCAACAACGAGGCGGUGGUCAUCCGAGAGCUGGGAAUCACCAACCUUGUCCGUCACAGCGGCGCACCAACCAUUCACUCAGCCCCGCCGGAGAAGCGCCUUCUACUCUACAUCCUCACCCGGAUUCUUCGCCCCCGGGACAGUAGCCACACGUGUCUCUUCAACGAGGAUCUCAAGGCCGUUCAUGCAAUCACCCAUGGUGCCUCGAUCAAUUGGGCGAAAUACGUCAUGAUCCACAUGGAAGAUUGCGCCUCAAUCGCCACCGAAAGGAGUUUGCCCUACGCCUUCCUCGUCAUGGAUCUCAUUGUCGCGGCCGAAAUCCACAUCGCCGGCCCGGACACGAAGAUGACAAAGAUUUUGAUCAUCCAAGAUAGCACCUUCCGGAAGAAGUCCGGAGACCAAGACGGCGCCGGCCCAAGUCUGGAUGGCAUGGGGCAGUCAAUCGAGCGGAUGGAUUGGACACUGCAACGUCAACACCAUGACAUGACGGCGUUCUUCUGUGGCAUCAACUACGUCCCGCCGCCCUUUGACAGCACCAUCCUCGGCCAAAACUAUGAAGGCGAGGACGAGGAAGAUGCCUCCUAUGCUCCGUCCUCCUCCCCCGACGAGGCCGAUUUUGAGGACGCGGUCGACGGGGAUCCCAUGGACGUUGAGGACGACGAAGAAGACGAUGACGCCAAUGCCUAGACUCUUCUUUCUUUUCCUUCCUUACUAUGAUUGUCUUUUUCUUAUAUUAUUUCCAUUCCGUUGUAUUCCGCAUUUUCUCCUUUUUAAUGAAUAAAUGUUUACUUUUAUACUCUAAAGUUCACUUUUAAUUCUUUUUGUUAAUGUCAAAAGGGGGAAGAUAUCAAGGUUAUGCAUAAAUUGAGGGGGAAUUA